Messenger RNA from Pipistrellus nathusii (Nathusius's pipistrelle), 3849 nucleotides. Lineage: Eukaryota; Metazoa; Chordata; Mammalia; Chiroptera; Vespertilionidae. The record is from the annotation of a GenBank genome assembly.
AUGGAGGAGGACAAUACUCAGAAAGAGGAGCCCCAGGAGGAUGGAGCUAGUGAUGAGCAACACUUAGAUUCCAGCAACAUUAUGGCAGAGCCUAGCCACGGGCAACAACAGCCGGACUUCCAGAAUGGUAGCGUAGAGGCACGCCUGGUGGCACACUCCCUUGAGCACGAUCCCCAGACCAUGAUGGAGAGCUUGAGCCCGAAGAAGUAUUCCUCCAGCCUGAGAUUUAAGGCCAACGGAGACUAUUCCGGCUCCUACCUGACCCUCUCUCAGCCUGUGCCUGUGAAGAGAAGCCCUUCCCCUCUGGGAACCAGUGUCAGAAGCAGCCCCUCCUUGGCCAAAAUCCAGGGGAGCAAGUCAUUCUCUUGCGAUGGAGCUGACAAAAGCAUCUCCACCAAACCCCCCACGCCUUCCCGCAGCGCUUCGCCCUCCGUCAGUGGCUAUCCCCGUGGGAGAGCGGACUUUGAUCACUACACAGGCCGGGACAGCGAGAGGUCCUUGAGGCUCUCGGAGAAGCCUCCCUAUUCCAAGCACAGCUCCCGAAACAAAUCCCACGACAACGUCUACUUUCUGGGAGGGCUGGAGAGCCGCAAGGCGUCCGGCUCCCUCCUGGCCAUGUGGAAUGGGAACGACACGGGCCCCUCGCCCAUCAGCAGAUCGGGGGCGGCCAGCAUGCCCUCGAGCCCAAAACAAGCCAGAAAGAUGAGCAUCCAGGACAGCCUGACCCUGCAGCCCAAGCUGGCCAGACACAGGGAGCCGGCAGCUGCGUCGGAAAACACCGGUGUGAGAACUAGGAAGUAUUCGGGCAGCAGCAGCCUGAGCCACAUGGGUGCCUACAGCCGGUCGCUUCCCAGGCUGCACAGGGCCACGGAGAACCAGCUGAAGCCGCUGUCGUUGCCUCCGAGGAACUCUCUGGGCAACUCCAAACGGGCCAGGCAGCCGGGGGAUAAGGAUCUACCUCACAGCAUCACAGACCACGACAAUUACCUGAAUUUUUCUUCCUUGAGCUCAGGUGCUUUGCCCUAUAAGUCCUCUGUGUCCGAGGGCAGUCCUUACGUAAGUUCCACCCUCAGUGUCCCCGGCAGCCCUCGCCUGGCCCGGAAGAUGCUCCUGGCCUCCACCUCCUCCUGUGCCUCUGAUGACCUCGAGAGGGCUUCCUACUCGGGGGCCAGUUCCAGCCAUUCGUUUGCUCCCGGAGAGCCAGACAGAGCGUUCCUGGCCAGGAGGAACUUCUCCUGCGGGUCGGUGGAGCUGGACGAUGCGGAUUUGGAGAGCCUCAGGCAGGCCUCGGGAACGCCCCAGCCCGUCCUUCGGGAACGGAAAAGCAGCAUCAGUUCCAUCUCUGGGCGAGAGGACCUGAUGGAUUACCACCGGCGGCAGAGGGAGGAGAGGCUCCGGGAGCAGGAGAUGGAGCGAUUGGAGAGACAGCGCCUGGAGACCAUUCUCAGCCUCUGCGCUGAGUACACAAAGCCUGACAGUCGCUUGUCCCUGGGCACCACGGUGGCAGAUGUGCAGAAAAUCAAUAAGGAGCUGGAGAAACUGCAGAUCUCUGACGAGGAUUCCGUGUUUGAAGAAGCCCUGGGGAACCCCGAUGUCAGAUACAGGUGCCACCAGAAAAGCGCCGGCCAGGACGCGGACGUGGCCGCCUUCGGGAGCCUGAGUCAGAGCAGUGCUGGCUUCCUUUCGCCCAGGAGCGCCAUGAACGAGGAGCUGCUCAGGGACCUCUCCAGGACUCCCCCACCGCCCGCCUCUGCCUUUCUGAAAGCUUCCAACGAGUCCUCUUACCUAAGCAUCCUGCCAAAGACCCCAGAGGGUAUAAAUGAGGAACAAAGGAUUCAGGAGCUGGCUGCAAUGGAAGAGACCCGGAUAACAAUUCUGAACAACCUCGAGGAACUUGAACAAAAAAUCAAAGAUAUAAAUGACCAGAUGGAUGAAUCUUCCAGAGAGCUGGAUAUGGAAUGUGCUCUUUUGGAAGGGGAGCAGAAAUCCGAAACAACUGAGCUGAUGAAAGAGAAGGAGAUUUUGGAUCGCAUAAACCGGAAGAUAGCAGAACUGGAAAAGAACAUUGUCGGUGAAAAGACCAAGGAGAAGGUAAAGCUUGAUGCUGAAAGGGAAAAACUAGAGAGGCUUCAGGAGCUUUACUCCGAGCAGAAGACCCAGCUGGACACUUGUCCUGAGUCCAUGCGGGAACAGUUACAGCAGCAGCUGAAGAGGGAUGCCGACCUGUUGGAUGUUGAGAGCAAACACUUUGAGGACCUGGAAUUCCAGCAGCUAGAGCAUGAGAGCCGCCUGGAUGAGGAGAAGGAGAACCUGACCCAACAGCUCUUGCGUGAGGUGGCUGAAUAUCAACGGAACAUUGUUUCUAGAAAGGAAAAAAUUUCUGCAUUGAAAAAGCAAGCCAAUCACAUUGUCCAGCAGGCUCAGAGAGAACAAGACCACUUUGUGAAAGAAAAGAAUAACUUAAUAAUGAUGCUGCAAAGAGAAAAGGAAAACCUUUGUAAUCUGGAAAAGAAAUACUCCAGCCUCUCGGGGGGGAAAGGGUUUCCUGUCAACCCGAAUACUCUAAAAGAGGGCUAUAUCAGUGUAAAUGAAAUUAAUGAGCCAUGUGGCAAUUCCACGAAUCUAUCCCCUUCCACUCAGUUCCCUGCUGACGCUGAUGCUGUUGCCACUGGGCCUACCACAGCUGUACUGGUGAGCCAGCCACAAAAUAAAGAGCACUUUAGAAGUCUGGAAGAGAGGAAAAAGCAGCAUAAAGAAGGCCUCUAUCUGAGUGACACUUUGCCUCGAAAGAAAAGCACUCCUUCUAUGUCCCCACACUUCAGCAGUGCUACCAUGGGGAGAAGCACCGCCCCGAAGGCUCACUUGCCCCUGGGACAAAGCAACAGCUGUGGCAGCGUGCUCCCUCACUCGCUGGCAACCAUGACCAAAGACUCAGAAUCUCGGAGGAUGCUCAGAGGGUAUAAUCACCAACAGAUGAGUGAAGGACAAAGGCAGAAAUCUUCUGAGUUCUACAACCGCACAGCAUCUGAAUCAAAUGUCUACUUGAACAGUUUCCACUACCCAGAUCAUGGCUACAAGGACCAGGCCUUUGAUACGUUGAGCCUAGACAGCUCUGAUAGCAUGGAGACCAGCAUCUCUGCUUGCUCACCUGACAAUAUCUCUAGCGCCAGCACUUCAAAUAUUGCCAGAAUAGAAGAGAUGGAGAGACUUUUGAAGCAGGCUCAUGCAGAGAAGACACGGCUGCUGGAAUCCAGGGAACGGGAAAUGGAAGCCAAAAAACGAGCUUUGGAAGAAGAGAAACGACGCCGAGAACUCCUGGAAAAGCGAUUGCAGGAAGAAACUAGCCAGAGGCAGAAGCUGAUUGAAAAGGAAGUGAAAAUAAGGGAGAAACAAAGGGCACAGGCUCGGCCUCUGACACGCUACCUGCCCGUCCGGAAGGAGGACUUUGACCUGCGGAGCCACGUGGAGACCGCGGGCCACAACAUCGACACCUGUUACCACGUCUCCAUCACCGAGAAGACCUGCCGCGGAUUCCUCAUCAAGAUGGGCGGGAAAAUUAAAACGUGGAAAAAACGUUGGUUUGUUUUUGACCGGAACAAGCGCACCUUCUCUUAUUAUGCAGACAAGCAUGAAACGAAAUUAAAAGGAGUAAUAUACUUUCAAGCCAUUGAAGAAGUAUACUAUGAUCACCUCAAGAAUGCUAAUAAGAGUCCUAACCCAUUACUCACCUUCAGUGUCAAGACACAUGACAGAAUCUACUACAUGGUGGCCCCAUCACCGGAAGCCAUGCGGAUCUGGAUGGAUGUCAUAGUUACUGGAGCAGAAGGCUACACUCACUUCAUGUUGUAG